CUCCGGCUAGCAGCCAUGGGCCCUGGCGCCCGCCGCGCGCCCGGCGCCCCGCGCCCGCUGCUCUGCGCGCUCGCUUUGAUGGUGGCGGCCGGCGGCCGCGUCGCCUCCGCCUUCAACCUGGACACCCGAUUCCUUGUGGUAAAGGAGGCCAAGAACCCGAGCAGCCUCUUCGGCUACUCGGUCGCCCUCCACCGGCAGACCGAGCGGCAGCAACGCUACCUGCUUCUGGCCGGUGCGCCCCAGGACCUUGCUGCACCCGAUGGCUACACCAACCGGACCGGUGCUGUGUACCUGUGCCCACUCACUGCCUCCAAGAACGACUGUGAACGGAUGGACAUCGUGGAGAAAAGUGACCCUACCCAUCACAUUAUUGAGGACAUGUGGCUCGGGGUGACCGUGGCCAGCCAGGGCCCUGCAGGCAGAGUCCUGGUCUGCGCCCACCGCUACACUCAGGUGCUGUGGUCAGGGUCGGAGGACCAGCGGCGCAUGGUGGGCAAGUGCUAUGUGCGCGGCAAUGACCUUGAACUGGACCCCAGUGAUGACUGGCAGACCUAUCACAACGAGAUGUGCAACAGCAACACCGAUUACCUGGAGACCGGCAUGUGCCAGCUGGGCACCAGCGGCGGCUUCACCCAGAACACUGUGUACUUCGGGGCCCCGGGGGCCUACAACUGGAAAGGAAACAGCUACAUGAUCCAGCGGAAGGACUGGGAUUUAUCUGAGUACAGUUACAAGGACCCAGAGGACAAAGGAAACCUCUAUAUCGGGUACACGGUGCAGGUGGGCAGUGCCAUUCUGCACCCCACGGCCAUCACCAUUGUGACAGGUGCCCCGCGGCACCGACACAUGGGCGCCGUCUUCUUGCUGAGCCAGGAGGCAGGCGGAGACCUGCGGAGGAGGCAGGUGCUGGAGGGCACGCAGGUGGGCGCCUACUUUGGCAGUGCCAUUGCCCUGGCAGACCUGAACAACGAUGGGUGGCAGGACCUCUUGGUGGGUGCUCCCUACUACUUCGAGCGGAAGGAGGAGAUAGGGGGCGCCGUCUACGUCUUCAUGAACCAGGCAGGCACUUCCUUCCCUGCCCACCCCUCCCUCCUUCUUCACGGCCCCAGUCGCUCUGCCUUCGGCUUCUCCGUGGCCAGCAUUGGUGACAUCAACCAGGAUGGAUUCCAGGACAUUGCUGUGGGAGCCCCGUUCGAGGGCUUGGGCAAAGUGUACAUCUACCACAGCAGCUCCGGGGGGCUCCUCCGACAGCCCCAGCAGGUAAUCCAUGGAGAGAACCUGGGACUGCCCGGCUUGUCCACCUUUGGCUACUCCCUGAGUGGGAAGAUGGAUGUGGACGAGAACUUCUACCCAGACCUGCUAGUGGGGAGCCUGUCGGACCGCAUCGUGCUGCUGCGGGCCCGGCCUGUCAUCAACAUCCUCCACCGGACCUUGGUGGCCAGGCCAGCGGUGUUGGACCCCGCGCUCUGCACAGCCACCUCCUGUGUGCAGGUGGAGCUGUGCUUUGCUUACAACCAGAGUGCUGGGAACCCCGACUACAGGCGAAACAUCACCCUGGCCUACACGCUGGAGGCCGAUCGGGACCGCCGCCCGCCUCGGCUUCGCUUUGCCCGCAGCCAGUCAGCUGUCCUCCACGGCUCCUUCUCCAUGCCCGACACGCGCUGCCAGACGCUGGAGCUGCUCCUGAUGGACAACGUCCGCGACAAACUCCGCCCCAUCGUUAUCUCCAUGAACUACUCGUUACCCCUGCGGAUGCCGGAGCGCCCACGCCUGGGGCUGCGGUCCCUGGACGCCUACCCCGUCCUCAACCAGGCGCAGACUCUGGAGAACCACACGGAGGUCCAGUUCCAGAAGGAGUGCGGGCCGGAUAACAAGUGCGACAGCAACUUGCAGAUGCGGGCGGCCUUCGUUUCCGAACUGGGGCUGCCGAUGAGCAGGCUCCAGUACAGCAGGGACGUCCGCAGACUGCUCCUGAGCAUCAACGUGACCAACGCCCCGAGCCGGGAGCGGGCCGGAGAGGACGCCCACGAGGCGCUGCUCACGCUGGAGGUGCCGCCCGCCCUGCUGCUGUCUUCAGUGCGCCCGGCGGGGACCUGCCAGGCUAAUGAGACCAUCUUGUGCGAGCUGGGGAACCCCUUCAAGCGGAACCAGAGGAUGGAGCUGCUCAUCGCCUUCGAAGUCAUCGGGGUGACCCUGCACACACGGGACCUCCAGGUGCAGCUGCAACUCUCCACGUCGAGUCACCAGGACAACCUGCGGCCCGUGACCCUCAGUCUGCUGGUAGACUACACACUCCAGGCCUCGCUCAGCAUGAUGAAUCACCGGCUACAAAGCUUCUUUGGGGGGACAGUGAUGGGGGAGGCUGGCAUGAAAACUGCAGAAGACGUGGGAAGUCCCCUCAAGUAUGAAUUCCAGGUGGGCCCAAUGGGAGAGGGGCUGGCGGCCCUGGGGACCCUCAUCCUGGGUCUGGAGUGGCCCUAUGAAGUCACCAAUGGCAAAUGGCUGCUGUACCCCACCGAGAUCACCAUCCAUGGCAAUGGGUCUUGGCCCUGCCAGCCACCUGGAGACCUCAUAAACCCACUCAACCUCACUCUCUCCGACCCUGGGGACAGGCCACCCUCUCCACAGCGCAGACGGCGGCAGCUGGACCCGGGGGGAGAUCAGGGGCCCCCGCCCAUCACUCUGGCUGCUGCCAAAAAAGCCAAGUCGGAGACUCUGCUGACCUGUGCCAAUGGCCGUGCCCGCUGUGUGUGGCUGGAGUGCCCCAUUCCUGAUGCCCCCAAUGUCACCAACGUAACCGUGAAGGCACGGGUGUGGAACAGCACGUUCAUUGAGGAUUACAGAGACUUUGACCGGGUCAGGGUGGAUGGCUGGGCCACCCUGUUCCUGCGAACCAGCGUUGCCACCAUCAACAUGGAGAACAAGACCACAUGGUUCUCCGUGGACAUCGACUCGGAACUGGUGGAGGAGCUGCCCGCCGAGAUCGAGCUGUGGCUGGUGCUUGUGGCCGUGGGCGCGGGGCUGCUGCUGUUGGGGCUGAUCAUCCUGUUACUGUGGAAGUGCGGCUUCUUCAAGCGAGCCCGCACUCGCGCCCUGUAUGAAGCUAAGAGGCAGAAGGCGGAGAUGAAGAGCCAGCCGUCAGAGACGGAGAGGCUGACCGACGACUACUGAGGGGGGCAGCCCCCGCCCCCGGCCCACCCGGUGUGACUUCUUCAAGCGGACAGGCUACUACCGGAUCAUGCCCAAGUACCACGCGGUGCGGAUCCGGGAGGAAGAGCGCUACCCGCCUCCUGGGAGCACCCUGCCCACCAAGAAGCACUGGGUGACCAGCUGGCAGACUCGGGACCGAUACUACUGAUGCCCUCCCCCUGCCCACUGCCAGGGCCCCCUUCCCUCCUAUUUAUCAUGAGUUAUGCCCCUGGCUGGCUGCAGGCCACUGCUCAUGGCUGACCCACAGGAGGCCUGGGCCCCGGACCUUGCAGCACCAAGCACCCUGCAGCCCUGCGCCCUGGACACAGGUGGGGCCUGCUGUUGCGGCCCAUGCCUCUGCAUUGCGGAGGCCACAUGGACCUGCCCUGUCCCGGCCUCCACCUGUGCCAAAACCAAGCACCACCUCCACGUGGUGGUGACCCCUCCCCCACUCACACUGGAUCCAUCCUGGGCCACUGUCACUGGAGGGACUUGGCUGUCCAGAGGAAAACUACUGACAGGGAGCAGCGUGCUGGGACCCGUGCAUUGCUGGACCUGGCCAUGGAACUGCAAGGAAGGUCCUGGCAGGGCUUUCCCGGGCCACCAGCUAGGCCAGCAGGUGAAGCGGGGGUACAGAGGAAAUGCCACUACUGAACUGCCACCCCGUCUGGGUCCCGGACACAGCUGGCCUGGAAAGACUGCAGUCCAGGAGGGAGGGAGCAAUGCCGGAAUGGAGACCCGGCCGCUCAGGCCCCACACUGCCUCCUUCCCCGGGUCCAGGGCCUGGAGUGCUGCUCCUGGCUGCCCUUGGCCUUCAGAGCCUGGCUGACUCUGCCUCCACAGGCUGCAGCCCAGGCUGGUAAUCCGCCCCGCCCCCUCCCAGUCCACGGUACUGUAGCAGGGGAGCUCCUCCCCCUCCUCGUGCCUUCUUUGUACAGAGGCUUCUCAUGGUGACCAAUAAACAGCUCCCUGUUUGUACG
Molecule: messenger RNA, 4169 nt
Organism: Lepus europaeus (European hare)
Lineage: Eukaryota; Metazoa; Chordata; Mammalia; Lagomorpha; Leporidae
Gene: ITGA3
Product: integrin subunit alpha 3
Exons: 26
Coding region: 16-3171 (1051 amino acids)
Biological process (GO): cell-matrix adhesion; cell-cell adhesion; leukocyte migration
Cellular component (GO): integrin complex; external side of plasma membrane
Molecular function (GO): integrin binding
Source: RefSeq, a predicted model, not a curated record